Molecule: messenger RNA, 1080 nt
Organism: Impatiens glandulifera
Lineage: Eukaryota; Viridiplantae; Streptophyta; Magnoliopsida; Ericales; Balsaminaceae
Exons: 2
Coding region: 39-956 (305 amino acids)
Source: RefSeq, a predicted model, not a curated record
AAACAAUAAACAGAUAUAGAAAGAGACCAACAGAGAACAUGGCCGGAAAGCUGACGAGAAAUCCUUCAAAGUGGCGGCCUUUUUUGUGCGGCGGCGACAAAGCCUGUAGUUCUGCCGAGAAAGGACCCAAUUCUGACACCUCCGUUAUGAAUCUAUCGGACACAGUCUUCGAAUUCCUCGACGACAGUGUGUCGACGGCGGAGAGAGAACAAAAUAACGACGACGACGACGACGAUGGUGAUGGUGAAGACGAUAAGGCGUUCUGGGAGAAGAAAAACAAUCUUCUUCAAUCAACGUUGUUCAGAACAUCUUCGAUAGAAUCAAGGAUCCGUGACGCGACACAUGAAGCGUUGAAAGAAUUACAGAUGACAUUGAAUUACUGUUGCUGUGGGCGGCCAGGAACCGAAUCCUGCCGGAGUUGUUUGAUGAUAGAGGUUUGCAGUCGCAUGAGAGAUGCCGGAUUCAACUGUGCUGUCUCAAAAUCAAAAUGGAAAAGAUCAUCUGAUUUACAAGCAGGUGAACACACAUUUUUGGAUGUAAUAGAGGAUACUAUUAAUCCAAAAACAGGAUUGAGAGGUGUGAUUGUAAUUGAAUUGAAUUUUCGAGGAGAGUUUGAAAUGGCUAAAGCAAACGAAGAAUACAAUGAAUUGAUUAAGAAAUUGCCGGAAGUGUUUGUGGGUAAGAUGCAUAGACUUGAGAGUUCGAUCAAGAUUUUGUGCUCAGCUGCUAAGAAAUGUAUGAAAGAUAAAAAGAUGUAUUUGGGUCCUUGGAGGAAGAAGGAAUACAUGAAAGCAAAGUGGCUAGUCACGUGUCAGAGGAUUACUCCGGCUCCGGCGAGUGUGACACCCUUGUCUGAUCGGACUAACACCGGCAGGAAGACCAGGGCGUCCAUGCUUACGGCUGAUUUGCUGGAAAACUCCACUACCCAAGGAUUGCAACUGUUUUCCUUUUUCUAAGGGUAACAAAUUUUCAAAUUACUUUUUUUUUUUUGGGUAUAAAUUAGCUACACACUAUAUACUAUAUUUGUUGUAUCAACAGUUCAAAUUAGAUAUAUAUAAAUAUUAUAAAGAAAAUUUUACA